Anneissia japonica is the source of this 2875-nucleotide messenger RNA. RefSeq names its product replication termination factor 2-like. Gene Ontology annotation, cellular component: nucleus. The transcript has 8 exons. The record is from RefSeq and is a predicted model, not a curated record. NCBI's taxonomy places the organism in Eukaryota, Metazoa, Echinodermata, Crinoidea, Comatulida, Comatulidae. Gene Ontology annotation, biological process: mitotic DNA replication termination; site-specific DNA replication termination at RTS1 barrier. Bases 124 to 1086 code for a protein of 320 amino acids.
AAGCUCAGAUGGUCAUGAGCUGGAUGUCGCUGCAGCAAAACGAUUGUUGUGGUGAGCUAGCUGUGUCAGAUUUUGUAAUAAAUUUAUCUUGUUUAAUAGAGCUACUUCUUACAUUUUAUUGUCAUGGGAGGAGAUGGAGGAAGCAUACCUGGUCGUCAAGACCUUGUUCGCACAAAAAGAAAGCCGGAACAGGCCGAGAAGGAGUUUGAGCGUGUAGCCAAGUGGAAGCAUUGUAGCAUCACCCAAGAACCUCUCCGGCAGCCCAUUGUAGCUUGUGAACUUGGAAUGUUAUACAAUAAAGAAUCUGUUUUGGAAUAUUUGAUAGAAACUGACAAGUCCGCAUACACCAAGUGUCAACAUAUUAAGUCAUUGAAGGAUAUAAAGGACUUGCACCUCACUGAAAACCCAACAUAUAAGAAUGAUGCUGUAAAGAAAGGAGGAGGUGUAUACAAUGACCCACAUACUGCCCAGUACGUCUGUCCAGUCACAGGUUUGGAGAUGAAUGGACGAUACAAAUUUUGUUUCCUGUGGAAGUGUGGAUGUGUGUUUGCAGAAAGAGCUUUGAAGGAAAUCAAAUCUGACACUUGUCACAGUUGUGACAAACCUUAUGAUGGGGACUGGAUCAUGUUAAAUGGAAGCUCAGAGGAUGUUGAAUUAAUGAGAACAAAAAUGGAAGAACGGAAAGCAAGGAUUAAAGCUGAAAAGAAAGCUAAGAAGGCCCAAAAGAGAAAGCUGGUAGAAUCUUCACAAGAACCCCAUAUGUCUACAGAUACUUCUGGAGACCAGCAAACUACACACAGAAAUGAUAAAGAAGUAGAGGAAAAGGACGAAGGUGUGUUCAAAGUACCUGGUGUCGUUGCAGCAUCAACAAAGAAAACAGAAAACAAUGAAAAGUUAACUAAUAAACUUGGGAAAGAAAAGAAACCUAAAACACAGCAAGAAUCAAAAGACACUGGUCUUGACAAGAAAAAGGCUGGAUACCGCCCAGAACAAAGUCAAGUCUAUAAAUCAUUAUUUAUUAAUAAAGAUGAAAAAAGAGAAAAAAACAGUCAUUGGGUGACAUACAACCCUUAUUAUUCCAUGUAACUCCAGUUUCCAGUUACAUUGAUAAUCACAACAUGCUGUUCUUAGCAUCAGCAUAGGAAACAUCUCGAGAGAAAACAAGGCCUUUGCAAUUAAAAAUAUAGAGCACCCGGACCCAUUUGUAGAGGGUUUUGAACUGCCUCUUGAAAUGUGGAUAGACCAAAUGCAACCUUUUUGGAAGAGGACAAGGUACUACCAAAAUUUAAAAUGCAGAUAUGAAGCAUAUUGUAGCACAAUUGGUGUUUGUAGUCCCUCUUAUUAUGAAGGACAGGGGUGUUGAAAUGUAGGUGGUGGUUAUAAGCAUGUACAGUAUUAGUGAAGAUGGAUGAAUUAAAAUUCAUAAGUAACAGUAACAAAUGUAUAAUUUUAAGCCCAGGUGUAAGUUUCUCCUGGUUCUUAGCCCAAGUUACUUCCACAAGGAUAAGUAUCCAGACUCUGUGCAGUACUAGUAUCACUAGUACAGUCUGUGGGCCAUGAUCUGGCAACAUACACCUCCGCAAUCAAUUGAUUUUUCUUUUCUACUCGGUUGAAAAUCAUAGGGAUAUUCCUAAGUAAAUUUUUUUUUUUCAAGUUUAAAGCUCCAUUCACAUCAAGCCCGUACUCCGGAUAAGCCAGGCACUCGCUGCAUCGUACGACGAAUCCAACUCCGCUCCCUGUGAGUGCUUAGACCGUGUGACGCCCUCUGUUGAUUGUCGGUGGCAGUCUGAGCUGAUCGUCAUUGAAACCAAUCCAUUGCAUGCAUCAUGGCAUUUUGUCCUCCAUAGAAUCGCAUCAGCCUAUGAUCGUCGGACGUAGUGAGUGCCUAGCUUCAAGCUGCAUUGAACCGUGUUUCCAUUGCGCUGAAUGCCAGUAUCCGUAUUUCUUGCAUACUAAUUCCCCUUUCUGAUGGGUUCGGUAGGCCUUCCAAUCCGAAAAUUCGGAUUUCGGUGUGAAUGCAGCUUAAGUCUGAUGUUUUGACUGAACUUUCUUCAUGCCCAACAGAACAAAUCUGUCAGGAUGGAAACAAGAAACAUAAACAAUCUAAACAAGAAAUGAAGCUUGUAAUCAAUUGUUGGUUCUGAUGCAAGAAAAGGAAACAAGAAAUUAUGAUAUAGUAAAUGUGAAAAAUCAGAUCCAAAUACUGUACAGUAAUAUAAAAAUGGGGCAUCUGAAAAAAUGGUACAAAAAUAGAAGCACAUCAACUAAUGCCUCCUUUGUCCUUUUUUCAGAUGUUUUUUUUAUUUUCAGCACAGCAUCACAUACAUUUAUCAUCUUUUUUUUCGCCCUUUUCUGUUGUCACACUUUGAAUCUACAGCUUGUUCUAAUUUUUGUUACAGCUUUCCUGCAUCAGGCCCACCAUUGUUUGUAUAUAAACUUAUUUAAGAUUGUUUAUACUCCACCCAAGCUGCUUUGUUCUGUCCUCCAUGUGUGAACAUACUGUAGACAUAGUUAUAUAUCUGUUUCUCUGAAAGUGAAAAAGGCUCAGUUAUAGUUGAAACAUUGGGCCGAACAACACUGCAGUACCUGGUCUCCAUAUUUGCAAAGUUAUCGUAAGUUCAAUAGCUUUCUUUCACUUUACAUAAUUUUUUGUAAAAAUUAAUUACAUAAAAGCUCAUACUGUGCAUAUAGAAUUGAAUUUUUGACUGAUAAACAACAAUAGUUACAGUUGUAUGAAAAGAUAGGCAGUGGUUUUGGGUAUUCGUGGUUUUGUACUAUGCUCUACAAAAUAAAGUUGUUUUAAUGAAACGCUGUCGAACAUCUUUUAUAGUCGAUGUAAGUAAAUUGAAUAAAUACUGUUACACUGUAAAACAUA